AUGGAUCAGAUCUAUGAUACCAUCGAGAAGGGGUUCAAAGUGGGGAUAUUUGAGAGUCCAACCGGGACAGGGAAAACUUUAUCCCUAAUAUGUGCCACAAUGGCUUGGUUGAGAAACUACAAGAAAGAACACAACCAUACUCAAGGGAGUGUUGAUACUGACUCAGAUUCAGACUCAGAACCUGAAUGGGUUAAACAAAAAUUCAUGGAUUCGAUCGUCAAUCAACAAAGAGGGAAAAUGAAGGAUUAUGAGAAGCAUUUGGACGAUAUGGAGAAAGAAUAUAAAUCCAAAUCAAUCACAUUACACCAACUUAAAAAGAUACGACAUGUCAAGGAAGAUAACUAUUUACCUCAAGAUUACGUUGAACAGAAUGAUCAGCUCAAAGAAGAGAUUUCGAUGUUGUUGGAUAAAUUAAGUGGUCUGGAAACCGUAAAAUUAGAACAGUCAUCACCCACUAUAUUUUUUAGUUCAAGAACUCAUAGUCAAUUGAAACAAUUUUCAGAUCAAUUAACCUUACCCCAAUUUGAAUCAUCUUUGGGGGAUACCCCUGAGCGUCCCAAAUACCUGGUUUUGGGAUCCAGGAAGCAGCUAUGUAUCCAUCCAAAAGUCUCCACUUAUUCAACAGUGGAGGCUAUUAAUGAAGGAUGUAAGGAUUUGAAUGCUAGCGAUGGAUGUGACUACUUACAUGCCGAUGGUAAAUUCACUGAUUAUUCGAUGACAAAGGUCCAUGAUAUCGAAGACUUGAAGGACUUGGGUAGUUUCUUGAAAGUGUGUCCUUAUUAUUCUGUAAGAAACAAUCUCAAAGCCAGUGAGAUUAUAUCUUUACCUUAUCAAAUGAUCUUGGAAUCUACAACAAGAGAUUUACUCAAACUAGACCUCAAAAACUCCAUUGUCAUCAUUGACGAAGCACACAAUUUAAUAGAUUCCAUAACAUCUUUGAACUCAAUGAAAAUAUCCCAACUUGAACUAAAUAAGAUUUUGGGAGGUUUGGAAACUUAUUACAAAAAGUUUGUAAAUCGUUUGAAUUCAGGAAAUAGAAUCAACCUAGUCAAACUUAUUAAAAUCGUCAAAAUCAUCAUGAAGUUUUUUGAUGGGGAUAAGAAAUCGGGAAAAGAAAUCAACGUCAAUGACAUAUUCAUAGGAAGUACGGGUGAUUUGUUCAACAUACACUCGUUGGAGACUUACUUGACAAAGUCCAAGAUUGCUUACAAGAUUGAAAACUACCUUGAGGCUAUCGAAUAUAAGAAUUCCAGUCCCUUGCUCUUCAAAUUGGUGAAAUUUUUGAAAUGUGUGAGUUUCCCUUCGAAGGAAGGUAGGUUCUUCUGGGAUUUAGAUGGUGAACCGUCCAUUAAUUAUAUGCUUCUUGAUCCUUCCCAACUUUUUAAACCAAUCAUCGAACAAUGUAAGUGUUUGAUACUUUGUGGGGGUACUAUGGAACCCAUGAGUGAUUACACCGAGAUUUUGUUCCCUUAUCUCAAAGCAGAUGAUAUUAACACCUUUUCAUGCAAUCAUGUUAUUCCAGAUGCUAAUCUUAAAGUUAUGCCCAUCGGCACCUAUAAUGGAACUAAAUUUGAUUUUACUUUUGGCAACAGGGCCAAUAGCAAGUUGAUCACAAGUCUUGGGGAUGCACUACUCCAACUAUUCAAAACCAUACCUUUUGGGGUGGUUGUCUUCUUCCCGAGCUAUAAAUACCUCGAAGAGCUCCACCGUGUAUGGGAAAGAACUGGGCACAUAAAAAAGUUCGAAUCAGUGAAAAAGAAGCUAUUCAUGGAAACAUCUGACACUGAUAAGAUUCUAGCAGACUAUUCUAACUGUAUACUGAUUCAAGGUUCUGCCCUAUUAUUUUCGGUUGUUGGGGGAAAGUUAAGUGAAGGUAUAAAUUUUUCUGACAACUUAGCAAGGGGGGUGAUCAUGAUAGGAUUACCUUACCCAAAUAUAAUGUCUUCAGAAUUGAUUGCUAAACGCCAAUAUGUUGAGAGAGUUUCUGGGAAGGAAAGGAGUAAAGAAUACAUAGAAAAUAUUUGUAUGAGGGCCAUCAAUCAAAGUAUAGGAAGAAGUAUCAGACACAUCAAUGAUUACUCGAUGAUUUAUCUUAUUGAUUCCCGUUAUGAGAAUACUAAUAUACAGAAUAAAUUAAGUGGGUGGAUCAAAAGAAGAAUAAACGAAUUACCUUUCAAUGAAAUUAUUGACGAAACAAACGAAUUCUUCAAUAAUAAGCUUGUCACUAGAAUGGUAUGA
Molecule: messenger RNA, 2238 nt
Organism: Yamadazyma jaroonii
Lineage: Eukaryota; Fungi; Ascomycota; Pichiomycetes; Serinales; Debaryomycetaceae
Source: the annotation of a GenBank genome assembly